GUUGGGGUAACUCGAAUCAUUUCUCGUGUAGGCGGUUUGACUGUAAGAACAAAGUAUGAGGUCGAUAGUACUGAUUUGUGUGUGCAUCAUUUUUGCUGUUGUGAUAUAUGAAUGCGAGAGUAGAAGUAGCAGGAGCUCAUCCAGGAGUCGAAGUAGGUCCUCUGGAAGCAGUUCAAGUAGUUCGGGCAGCUCAUCAUCACGAAGUAAACCAGAUGGAGGAAGCAGCUCAGGUUCUUCAUCAGCGGCGAAACCAGAUAGAAGGUCGUCAGGAAGCUCUAGUUCGUCAGGAAGCUCUAGUUCGUCAGGAAGUUCGUCAAGGGCGGGAAAGCCGGAUAGAAGUUCAUCAGGUAGUUCAGGGUCCUCGAGCUCAAGAGAUGCCGCUUCCAAGCCAGAUUCAAGAGGGUCGUCAACCUCAAGAGAUUCAGCUACAAGAGGUGAUUCGUCGUCAGGUUCAAGUGGUUCUUCAUCAAGUGCAAGGCGUGGCAAGCCAGCCCGAGAGAGUUCGUCAGGCUCAAGUGGUUCCUCGUCGGCUAGAAAACCUUCGAACAAGCCAUCAAGGGACAAGAAAACUGACGGCAAAGACAAGCCAAAGAAACCAAUGAGUGAGAGGCUGAAGGAGGGAGCCAAGAAGGCUGGCUCAGACUUGGGUACCAUGCUCCUUGAAAGUUUAAUUGAUAAUGCAAUUAGCGCUUUCUUCGACUAUUUGAUUGAACAGCCGACCAUAGUAGAAAAUCAGGAGACGGGGGUGUCGGAGGAGACUUGCUCUUGUGCUCAGAAGACAGCCUUCAUCCGUCCAUCGAUUGAGGAAGUCAUUUGCAAUUCUGAUGCUGAUCCCAAUGAUGGCACAGCGGUACAAAAGGUACUUGCCGAUAACUCUGAUUGGGUACAAGAGUUGGUCGAGUAUUACUGCGCGAAUCAAGACGUUACUCCCGAGGCGACAUGUCCAGCAGAGUACGGCAAUGGCGGCGACAGUGGCGGCGACAAUGGUAGUGACAAUGGUAGUGACAAUGGUGAUGACAAUGGUAGUGACAAUGGUAGUGACGGGGCCCAAGCGAUUACAGAAUGCGAUGACGACAGAAGGACAUAUUUCUACCAUCUUGCUUUUGAAGAAGUAUUGUGUCAAUCUGAUGUUGAUCCUUCAAAUGCAGCUGAUGUAGAAAACCUGCAUGUUAUUGACGCCGAUUAUCUGCAGGAGUUUGUUGAUUGGCUCUGCGAGGAUCCUGCUUCGGAAUACACUCCGGACUGCUAAUUCUAAAUCACUUAUCAAUUGAGAAUAAAUGAUACUGUAAUGAUAAUUGAUCUUCAUUUUAUUCUUCCACUUAAGUCUCACCUCACACCAAGGUAGUGACAUCUUCUGCAACGAAAUGCCGGUUACCUCUGAUCGAAGGCAAAGUUGCUCUGAUACGAAACAGCCUAAACUUCCUGACCAAAGUCCUGCUUCCUUAGAGAGCAAACCAUCUCUAACCAAAGUCCUGCUUCCUUAGAGAGCAAACCAUCUCUAAACAAAGUUCUGCCUCCCUAGAGAGCAAACCAUCUCUAACCAAAGUCCUGCUUCCUUAGAGAGCAAACCAUUUCUAACCAAAGUCCUGCUUCCUUAGAGAGCAAACCAUCUCUAAACAAAGUUCUGCCUCCCUAGAGAGCAAACCAUCUCUAACCAAAGUCCUGCUUCCUUAGAGAGCAAACCAUUUCUAACCAAAGUCCUGCUUCCUUAGAGAGCAAACCAUCUCUAACCAAAGUCCUGCCUCCCUAGAGAGCAAACCAUUUCUAACCAAAGUCCUGCUUCCUUAGAGAGCAAACCAUCUCUAACCAAAGUCCUGCCUCCCUAGAGAGCAAACCAUUUCUAACCAAAGUCCUGCUUCCUUAGAGAGCAAACCAUCUCUAACCAAA
Messenger RNA from Lineus longissimus, 1887 nucleotides. Its product is annotated as secreted protein C-like. The record is from RefSeq and is a predicted model, not a curated record. The transcript is spliced from 9 exons. Lineage: Eukaryota; Metazoa; Nemertea; Pilidiophora; Heteronemertea; Lineidae. The coding region runs from base 56 to 1249 and encodes 397 amino acids.